GGUUGGAGUUGCAGCAGUUGUAUAAAAGUGUUCAACCACAAGAUGGUGGCAAAUAAUUGUUUAAGGAUUGGACCAUAAUCAAUAAGUUUUUUAUAUUUACAGUAUCAUCAGGUCUCUAGUUUGAAGAUGAUGCUUCAUUUGCCUCAGUGUUGGAAAUAAGUCACAAAAAUCAGGCUUUAGUGAUUGUUUUCUCAUUUUAAUUACUCAUUCAUAACAUAUUCAAGUUUUGUUCCUAUUAGAAAUUGGAACAAUUUCAUUUAUUGACAAAUGUCCAGCCCAUACAAAUAUGUACUGUAUGUUUAUUGUAGACAUAUGUUACAUAAAUAUAUGUCCAUCCCAAAGUUUGUCAGUAUAUGUUGAUAUUUUAUACAGUAGGGACCAAAAGUCUGAGACCACUUUCCCAGAAUGUUAAGAUGUUUAAAAUUAAUGAGGAAUUAAUAAGAAAAUUAUGGUUGCAACAUGCUAUACAAUUUAAAGAUAAAUGCAUUUUAUAGAUAUUUUGAAUAUGUAUACAUAUACAAACAUUGCUAUGUUUAUUUCAUAUAUAUAUAACUUAUAUCCAGAGGAUGUAGUUACAUAUAUACAUACGGAAGUAUGUCGUAUAUUACUUUUCUGCAGGAGUAGUGUAUUUGCAUGAAUACAGCAACCACACAAAAAGCCUUCAACAUACUGUUACUCCAUUAAGUAAUUAGCGUCCUUCACUUUUUUGCACACUUUAUUGUGCUGCGGAUUUUAUUUUAAAUGACAAUGCUGGUGCCAUUUUGGCCAAUUAAUCUACUCUCAAUAAUCAAUAAUGACCGAGUAGGAGAAGGAGAACCUCUUCUGGCAGCAGGUAACUCUGGGCACAGCUCCACACCUGGAUUUAACAGUUUAUCCCAGUCUUCCCGUCAGUUACCACUGAAAAGCAAUAUACUGUAAUUUAUUAUUUUAAAUAACUUGAAUUAUUGUUACAUGCUCCUCGUGACUUUACCUGUGUUUUCACGCUGUAAGAGAUUUCACAUGGGAUCUGUUAUUUAAGAUUAGAGCCACAUGUUCUGCUGCUGAUUCAGCUGCACACACUGUUGAAGUGCGAUCUGCAGCAUGUUUUUAUCAUUAACUGAACUACCAUCCCCCACAUUUAUGAAUCCAAUGGGGAUAUGUGGCAUUUGCAUUGUCAUUUUUCCUCUGCCAUUUUGUAACGGGGGAAAAAAUAAAACAUUUGCGGAAGACAUUUUCCUCUAGAGAGAGGGGAGGAGGCAUUUAAGCUUCAAAGCUUUGAUCUAAUUAUAAAAUAUCAGUGAAUGAGGGCCAGCUUCCUGACCUGACCUUGCAACGACACAUGUGUAUUUUGGCAGGUGGUUGUGGGAUAACAACCUGACGUGUCCAUGAUAAGAAAUGUGUCCCUGCAUGUGCCACGUUGUCUAACAGUUGUUGAAUCAAACCCACAUUUGUUUCCUUUUUGAGGAGCAACAGCAGGGGACAUCUGAUCUGAGCCAUGUCUGGACUGAACGCAUCCCUGGGUUACUUCGUGGCUGUUGUGAUUUUUGCAGCCUCAGUUCGAACGCUCGUUAGAAAAUGGCCUCGUUUUAGCUUCAUCUUGGAGUUUGCCUCAUCCUUCAUGCUGGUGGCAUGCUGGCUGGAGGUGCAGACCAUUGUAGAGGUGGGAGAGUGGGCUGGGGGCUUGGGUCCUGAUGUGACUGUGACCAUGCUGUUUGUGUUGCUGCUGACCCACGGUGUGAUCUGUGGUGGCAUGUCAGGGAAUCCCACCCUGGCUGUGCAGGGGUUCCUGCAGCUGGAGGCCACCACCCUGCUCACUCUGCUCACUGUUGUAGCCCAGUUUCUCGGGGCCCAUCUGGCCCUCCUUGUGGCCGUAUACUACUGGGGCCUGGAGCUGACAGACAUGCACAUGAUCAAAAACCUGAUGGCUAGAGAGUGCAGCACAUCUCUGCUGGUCUCUUUGCUUCAGGGUUUUUUCACAGAGUGUGUUUGUGCGCUCAUCUUUCACCUGGUCCACCUAAACCUGCGCCGCAGGUCUGCUCUGAUCAGGGUUCCUCUGAUCGCUGUCCUCCUCACAUUCCUGUCCCAUACAGCCAGAGGCUACACCUCAGCGUACAUGAAUCCAUCUCUGGCCUACGGCCUCACCUUCCACUGUCCUGGAUUCACCUUCACAGAGUAUGCAGUGGUCUACUGGCUGAGUUCUCUCACGGGAAUGACUCUGGCUCUUCUCUUGUACAUGGGACACAUCCCGAGGAUUUUCGCCAAGAACCUGUUUUAUUUCCAGAAGACACGAUUCAGAGUGCCAAAAGGAGACAAAGCAGAGAAGAAGAAACAGUGAGAGAAACUAC
Messenger RNA from Seriola aureovittata, 2324 nucleotides. It is a transcript of the gene aqp12, whose product is annotated as aquaporin 12. Gene Ontology annotation, molecular function: channel activity. The transcript is spliced from 3 exons. Bases 1475 to 2314 code for a protein of 279 amino acids. Gene Ontology annotation, cellular component: cytoplasm. The record is from RefSeq and is a predicted model, not a curated record. Lineage: Eukaryota; Metazoa; Chordata; Actinopteri; Carangiformes; Carangidae.